ACGAGAGAAAAUCCGAGAAAAUUACAAAAAACCUUCGUCUUUCUCCUUUUUCCUUCUCUUUCCGUUCUGUCUUUCCAUUCGGCAGUCUUCCCAAGCUCAGUUCUCUGCAUAAAGAAACACCGACCCUGCAGCACUCUCAUUCUCCCUGAAUUUUCGUGGAAAAUCGGUUCCCAGAGAUGACGGGGAAACAACGAUCGGGUUUCUAUCUCGGUGCAUUUCCGCUCCUCGUGGUUCUGUUUGCGCAGUCUGAAGCAUAUACGGAUCCGCUUGAAGUUGAGGUUCUUCAAGAUGUGUUCAAGGCCCUGAACUGUCCACAGCGGCUGAAAGGAUGGAAACUGAACAGUGGAGAUCCAUGUGGAGAAUCCUGGAUGGGAGUUUCGUGUUCCGGUUCGUCCAUAGUAGAGCUUCGAAUACCAGGUUUAAGGAUUUCAGGUAGCCUCGGAAGCCAGCUUCACCAUCUCCACAACUUGAAGAUCAUGGAUGUGAGCUUCAACUUUCUCCAGGGUGAAAUUCCGUAUGGCUUGCCUCCAAAUGCGACCCACAUUGACAUGGCAUACAACAAUCUGAGCCAAAGUAUACCUUAUUCCUUAGCUCUACUGACAUCUCUCCAGUAUCUGAAUUUGAGCCAUAAUUCAUUAUCUGGACCCCUUGGAAAUGUGUUUUCUGGGUUGCAAAUAAGAGAAAUGGAUCUCGCAUUCAAUAACCUGACUGGAGAUCUACCAAGCUCUUUUGGAUCUCUGAUGAAUCUGACUUCAUUGUACCUUCAGAAUAACAGAUUCACUGGAUCAGUCAUCUAUCUGGCUGAUCUUCCCUUGAUCGACCUGAACAUUGAAGAUAAUCAAUUUAGUGGUAUUUUCCCUAGCCAUUUUCAGACCAUUCCUCAUCUGCAGAUUUGGGGAAACAAUUUCCACAUAGACCCAAACUACAAACCAUGGAGGUUCCCUUUGGACAUAAUCCCCAUGAUGCAAAACGCCAGUGGCUUGCCAACAACUCAGUCAAGCGCAAUUAAGCACUUCCCUGGCCAAGAAAAACACUGGAACCACAAGAAGAGGAUGGGAGCAGGAAGUGUCGUUUUACUUGUUGGGGGAAUGGCUUUUCUGGGCACUUUCAUGGCAGUAUUUGCCAUUCGCUGUAGUCAUCAACGCGCACGAAACCUCACCAGUCACAGAAGCAACUUUAGUUCAGCACACUCUCUGCCGGUCAGAACAACAAGAGAUUAUCAAGUUGAAGAUAGCCCACAGAUCAUGAGGGUCCGACAUCCACCAAUCCGGAUCGAGAGAACAUCCAGAAGAAAAAGCUUCUCAGAGACAUGCCAAGUUCCAGCAUAUGGGAAGCAGUUCUCAGUUGCAGAACUUCAAUUAGCCACAAACAAUUUCAGUGAGGAAAACUUACUUGCAGAGGGUCCACUCGGUUCUGUUUACAGAGCAAAGUUGCCAGAUGGUCAAUUCUCUGCUGUGAAAAACAUCCCGAUGGCAUCGCUGUCUUUACACGAGGAGGAACAGUUCAUGGAAGUGCUUCAGACAGCUUCCAAACUGAGACACCCGAACAUUGUAGCCCUUCUUGGUUUCUGCAUUGAGAACGGGAAGCAUCUUCUUGCCUAUGAGUAUGUUGGACAUCUGUCUCUGUAUAAAGCUAUGCACGAUGAGGGUUAUAAACCACUUUCCUGGAGCCUGCGUCUCCAAAUUGCUAUUGGAGUUGCCCGAGCACUGGAAUACUUGCAUUCCUCGUUUAGCCCUCCUAUUGCCCACAGAGAUCUGAAAGCCGAAAACAUUUUGCUCGAUGAAGAACUUACGCCUCGUAUCGCUGACUGUGGACUAGCUAGCUUAAGGCCACUCACAAGCAACAGUGUCAAGCAGAGGGCCUCUGAGAUAGCUAUACAUAACACUGGCUACAUUGCACCGGAACACGGACAACCGGGAAGCAGUGGCACAAAGAGUGAUGUCUACGCAUUCGGAGUGCUGCUCUUGGAACUGCUAACAGGGAGGAAGCCAUUUGACAGCUCACGACCCAGGGAUGAACAAUUACUGGUGAAGUGGGCCUCGUGUAGACUUCACGACAGGCGGAGCCUGGAAAAGAUGAUCGACCCGGGAAUCGCAGGCACCUUCUCUUUGGGAAUCGCCUCCCAAUUCGCCGACAUAGUCUCCCUCUGCACCCAGCAGGCAGAGAAGGAGUUCCGGCCGCCGGUGUCGGAGAUAGUGAAAGCUCUGACGGACUUGAUGCAGAAACAGAGGAAAGAAGCAAGCAGUGUAGGUGCAGACUGGACUGAGGCGGACCCUUUCAGCAAAUCAUUCCGCACAACCCGAACGCGCUUCAUGGUCUCCCCCACCGUCAGCUAUCUCUCUGACUGAAGCUUCCGGAUCCGCCAAAAUCUCAAUCCAUGUAUACACCCAUUUCCUCUCAUACGUUAACAGAAACAUAUCCUGAUCAAAGAACACGAUAUAUGAUUCUCAA
Tarenaya hassleriana is the source of this 2451-nucleotide messenger RNA. Its product is annotated as protein STRUBBELIG-RECEPTOR FAMILY 2-like. Gene Ontology annotation, biological process: protein phosphorylation. Lineage: Eukaryota; Viridiplantae; Streptophyta; Magnoliopsida; Brassicales; Cleomaceae. The transcript has 16 exons. Gene Ontology annotation, molecular function: protein binding; ATP binding; protein kinase activity. The coding region runs from base 177 to 2348 and encodes 723 amino acids. The record is from RefSeq and is a predicted model, not a curated record.